AGUCGUCAUCGGAGCGCGGUUGUGUGUCGAGCAUCGCUUGGAAUCGAUCCGUGAUUGUGACCAACUGACUGGCUUAUCAUGUCGAUUUCAUAUUGCGCAAUUUUGUUGUUAGCUUUCACGAUUUGCGGAAGCAUUUCUACACCGGAAGUCGAUCAAAACAACGCUGGGGUGGCUUCCAUAUGUCCACCCGAUCACUAUCUGUACAAUAAUUUGUGCUACAGAAACAACAGAUGCCCAGUGGGCUACUAUCUCGGUUCGGAUGGCAUGUGCUAUAUAAUCGAGCCAAAACCUUGCCCUGCUGACUCAACAACCACAACAACAACAACGACGGAGGCUCCAUCAAACACUGAAGUGCCUAUCACAACAGAAGAGCCCACCACAACUGAAGAAUCGACCACAACCACAACAGAAGAACCCAUUACAACGGAAGAACCCACCACGACAGAGGAAUCCACGACCACAACGACAACAGAAGUGCCCACAACAAGCACAACUGAAGAACCCACCACAUCUACCACAGAGGACCCUAUCAUCCUCACAACGACUGAAGAAACAAUCAUUGCCCCCGCUGAGCAGGUUCGCUGUCCACACGGCUCCAUUUUUAUGAACGAGCAGUGCCGCAAGAUUAUCUGCACCCAGGGAGAAUAUUUUGAAGGCCGUUGCUUAUCACCUGCCUGUCCAGUGGGAACUGUGUGGCGCAACAAGCAAUGUUUGGAACCGGGCUACAUUACAACAAUACUGGAGAUCGAUAAUGUGGUGAAAAAUUCGCAUGUAUAUCGCACUAACACUGAAAAUAUUCAUCGUGUUGAGUAUGAGACCGUUAAACCCUACGAUCCAAGCAGUGACUUCAACUUCGAUACAACCACAACAUCGAAGCCAGUAGUACAAAAAACAACCACAUCGUCACCACUACCGCCGCCGCCAGCGCCCUUGACUAAGGAGCCCUAUCCAGGUGAGGUGCCGCCGGACGGUUGCUGUCUGGUGAAAAGUCCACGGUUCUGUCGACCAUAUCCACCCACCUGGGUGUGCAUCAAUCAUAGUAAAAAGAUUUGUGAUGCCAGAAUCUGCACACGACCUUUGAUCUACCUAAAACCGCCACAGGUUGUUGAGCUCACAAAUCCACCGUUGUUGGUGAUGCCUCCCACUCCACCAUUGUCAGCAUGCGCGACUCCCGACUGUCAGGAAAGUGACUUACUAAAUUGCUCGGGCUGCGCGCUGGGAAAACGAGAGUCUUGCUCCACGGGAUGCUAUAAUUAUUACUGUCCCAAUGGUAAUUGCGCGCUUAAGAAGUCAGAAGAGUUUUGUGCAUUAUACCCAGGAGGCUUUGGUUGUAACCAUCUUGAUGGUUGCAUUUGGGACUGGUGCACUGAGAAGUGUCAUUGAAAUGUACUUAUAUUUUCCCUUUUUUAAUGUAAUACAUUACUCAAUUUAACAAUAAUGAUAAUUGCAACCAAUUUCAGU
This is a messenger RNA of Drosophila albomicans, 1461 nucleotides long. RefSeq names its product mucin-2. The transcript has 4 exons. The coding region runs from base 79 to 1383 and encodes 434 amino acids. NCBI's taxonomy places the organism in Eukaryota, Metazoa, Arthropoda, Insecta, Diptera, Drosophilidae. The record is from RefSeq and is a predicted model, not a curated record.